GGGUGGGGCUGGGCUUCUUCAAAAACAGUAAAACUACAUGCAUGUAAACAGUGUCCAAAGCAACAAUUAGCAUUUUAGGGAGAAAGAUAAUGGCCACACUCGAAUGUGACAAAGUGAUCUACCGUCGUAGCUACUUUGUGUUUGAUCCUGAAGAUGUCAGAUCAAAUGGUGGCUUCAUUUAUCGACUGAUCAACUCCACCAGUGCUACUGUACCCAAUGUUGACGGUGACCCCGUGACCCUACUCUCCACGGACAUUGCUGCAUUGGCCGACCCGAUAUUCUGGAGUGGUCUCCUCAUUGUACUGACACUUGUCCUCCUGGUAGCCACCUUAUUCGUACAGUGCUGUGUAUGCUGCUGGUCCUCUGCCCACAAGGAUGAUCAGAAACCAAUUGGCUGCAAAGCAUUUUGUGGGAUUCUGUCCUGUAUACCUGUAUUCCUUGUCAUUGGUUGUUUGGCAGUUAUCAUCUGGAGUGAGUUCACAAUGGACACUGGAGUGCAGGCACACAGGAGCAACCUCUACUCAUUCGUAAACGGAACAGUGCCUGUUCAAGACGUCGUUGUUGCCAUUCAGGAUCUGAUACUGCGACUGUUCUUCUCUUUCCAGCUGUACAGACACUGGGUAUCAAUUGCUUUCUGCAUUAUGACCAUACUGAUAAUGCUGUCAACAUUCCUAGCCAUUAUCUGUUGUACACCUCUCACGAAAUCCUCAACUGCAGUUGUCAUGUUUCUUAGCAUCAACUGGUUUUGGACGAUAGUGAUGUCACUGAUUAGUGGUGUUACAUUUUUCAGCCUGUUUUUUCUGUCCACUAUUUGCUACGAUAUGUACAACAUUGGAGGAACCGCCCGCUGUACUGAUCCUAACCUUCUUCAAGACGCCCUCUCUUUACAAAGUUUCUGUAGCACAGACGUUUUUAUCCCACAUCUGGUGACUGUUUCCAUGUACUUUGGUUUGCUUCUGUUUCUGGUCUUGUGGCAAUUGUUUGGCGUCUGCUAUGCUGCCAGCUUCAGUGGGGGAUAUGUGGAUGAGGAAGUUGGCAACGAACAGGAAGGAGAGCACGAGGAAGAAGAUAUGGAGAUGGUUACCACGACUACAACCACUGUCACACAGUAUGUGCGCCCUGUCCCCACUGGAGCUCCAAGACCACCUGCACAACCGAUGUUUUUCGUUCCAUCGCCGAAUAACUUCCAACCAGUCUACAAUCCAGCUGUCAACACUCUGACGAGAACACCACAGAAUGCCGCCAGUGCUGAUGUUGCCCCAUCCCAACCAGAGGAAAGUGCACAGGAAGCUGAAAUGAACCCUAGCAGCACUGAUGUACCAGCGUCAGCUCCGCCCCAGUACGAUGAAUCUUGGACAGAAAGGCAAAAUAGUUUGUAGAAGUCUAUUAGAAUAUUAGAACAACCCUGCGGAAUGCAUGCACCUAUACCUGUUGUAGCUGUAGUUCGAACAACUUUUUUAUCUCUGCUGUAUGUAUGCAUUUCGAUCUUUUUUAUGAUUUUUAUAAUUAUUGUCACCAAAAAUGAUAACGAUGA
Messenger RNA from Halichondria panicea, 1534 nucleotides. RefSeq lists its product as uncharacterized. The transcript is spliced from 14 exons. Bases 90 to 1379 code for a protein of 429 amino acids. The record is from RefSeq and is a predicted model, not a curated record. Lineage: Eukaryota; Metazoa; Porifera; Demospongiae; Suberitida; Halichondriidae.